This is a messenger RNA of Panicum virgatum (switchgrass), 1794 nucleotides long. Its product is annotated as UDP-glycosyltransferase 92A1-like. NCBI's taxonomy places the organism in Eukaryota, Viridiplantae, Streptophyta, Magnoliopsida, Poales, Poaceae. Gene Ontology annotation, molecular function: UDP-glycosyltransferase activity. The transcript has a single exon. The record is from RefSeq and is a predicted model, not a curated record. Bases 110 to 1498 code for a protein of 462 amino acids.
GAGAUACAAUGCUCUCUCUUCGUUUGGAGAUUCGAGAUUGAGGCCGCGCCAUUCCCAGGUCCCAGCUCGAUCGAUCUCGUCCAGCAGCUAGCUAUCCCCAUCCUUGUCCAUGGCCACCACAAGAAAGAAACACGUCGUGCUCUUCCCCUUCCCCGGGCAGGGCCACCUCGCCGGCUUCCUCGCCAUCGCCCGCCUCCUGGCCCGUGAGCUGCCGGAUGCCGCCGUCACGGUCGUCUCCACUCCGCGCAACGUCGCCGCGCUGCGGCGCUCCUCCUCCUCAGCCGUGGACGCGGGGCGGCAGUCCUCGAUCGGUUUCCACGCGCUGCCGUUCGUGCCGGCCGACCACGGCCUGCCCGCCGGCUGCGAGUCCAUCAGCUCCCUCCCGCUGCCGGCGUUCAUCACGCUCUUCGAGGCGUUCGAGGCUCUCGAGCCCGCCUUCGACGCCUACCUGUCGGGUCUCCGCGGCGGCGCCGGCGCCGACGUCUGCGUCGUCGCCGACGUGUUCGUGGCGUGGACGGUGGGGGCCGCGCGGCGGCACGGGUGCGCGCACGCGCUCUUCGUCUCCUGCGGCGCGUUCGGCACGGCCAUCUUCCACGCCCUGUGGAGCCACAUGCCGGCGCUGCUUUUUGGCUCCGACGGCGCGCUCCGGCUGCCGGAGCACCCGGGCGUGGCGCUCCGCCGGUCGCAGCUGUCGCCGGCCUUCCUGCUCCGCGGCGACCUGAGCGACCGCUGGACAGCGUACUACCAGCGGAUCAUACGCCACGGGCACCGCACGGACGCGGUGCUCGCCAACACCGUGGAGGAGUUGGAGCCCACGGGGCUCGCCAUGAUGCGCCGCGCCCUUGGCGAGGUGGUCCCGGUCUGGCCCGUCGGCCCCCUCGUCCGCGGCGGCGACGACUCGGCCAAGUCCGACGACGACAUCGUCCUGCUGCGGUGGCUGGACUCGCGGCCGCCGUCGUCCGUCCUGUACAUCUCCUUCGGGUCCCAGAACACCAUCCAGCCCAACCAGAUGAUGGAGCUCGCCGCGGCCCUGGAGGCCACCGGCCGGCCGUUCGUCUGGGCCGUGCGGCCGCCGGUGGGGUUCGACAUCGCCGGCGCGUUCCGCGACGAGUGGCUCCCGGAGGGGUUCGAUGCGCGGGCGCGCGCCGGCGACAGGGGCGUCCUGGUCCGUGGGUGGGCGCCGCAGGUGCGGAUCCUCGCGCACGCCGCCACGGGCGCGUUCCUCAGCCACUGCGGGUGGAACUCGGUGCUGGAGAGCCUGGCGCACGGCGUGCCGGUCAUCGGCUGGCCGCUCGCGGCGGAGCAGUUCUACAACGUCCGGGUGCUGGCGGAGGAGUGGGGGGUGGGCGUGGAGGUGGCGCGGGGGAACCUCGAGAGCUCGGCCGUGGGGAGGUCCGAGGUGGCCGAGGCCGUGGAGACGGUGAUGGGGAACACGGCGGCGUCGGCGGCCAUGCGGCGGCGCGUCGUGGAGGUCCAGGAGGUGAUGCGGAGCGCGUGAGCGGAGGACGGCGGGUCGUCGAGGACGGCGCUGCGCGAGUUCUUGAGAGCCAUGCGCCUGCAAUGAAAAACAGAGCAGCAAUGCCACCUCUUGUCGUGCUCGUAUGCUCGCCGCCAGGCCAAUUAUUUGUCUUGAUUGAAAAGUACUUUUAUAAUUCAUGCAUGUAUUGCGAAUUAGUACGAUUAUAUUUUAAUAAAUUACAAUGUGGUGAAAUCAGCUCGUGAGUUAGUGUAAUGCAUUAUUUAUUCCAUGGAAGUUAGUUAUCCUGAAAUACAAGAUAUUUUUGUGCGUGCUAA